Cuculus canorus (common cuckoo) is the source of this 6337-nucleotide messenger RNA. Its product is annotated as poly(rC)-binding protein 3. The transcript is spliced from 17 exons. The record is from RefSeq and is a predicted model, not a curated record. Gene Ontology annotation, biological process: negative regulation of mRNA splicing, via spliceosome. Bases 587 to 1795 code for a protein of 402 amino acids. Gene Ontology annotation, cellular component: nucleus; cytoplasm. NCBI's taxonomy places the organism in Eukaryota, Metazoa, Chordata, Aves, Cuculiformes, Cuculidae. Gene Ontology annotation, molecular function: mRNA binding.
UUUUUAUCUUUUUUGGUUUUUUUCCCUUGGGGACUCUCUUCCGCCAGACUGACUCGCACCUUCUCGAUAAUUUCUCUUCCCCUCGUUUUUUUAUACUCUUCUCCCUGCUUCCAAACCCUGUGUCUGUGUGUUCCAAUACUAUCACAACCUCUGCUAAAAAUAGAUCUUUUUAUAUACCCUUCCUCCUCUCUGACCCCAUCCAACACCCCUUGUUAAGGAAAACAUCUUACACCUGGAGCAAGAAACGUAAAUUCACUUGGCUGUCCCAUAUCUCUUAAGGGACCUGAUGCAUGAGUGGACUAGAGAAAGGAAAGCGAGAAAAUCUCCAAAGACCUUCAGAUCAUCUUGCUGGCAGGGUCAAGUUUUCUUCAGACUGAAGCGGAAUUGUGGCUCGUGGACAUUUGAUAUAACAAAGCAUACUCAACACCACUAGAUUUCUUCCCUGAGACCACUGACUGACUGCAAAAACUGACCAACGACAGCAGUUUUUCAGAUAUCACUGGUCUUCUGACAAGUUGAUUAAGUGAAUAGAAAAAAUAAAAAGAAAAACGAAGCUCCUUUCAAGUAUUGAAGAUACAAGGCCAGGAUGAACACGAGGGACGCAAAAGUGUCUGAAGGAGGUCUCAACAUCACACUGACCAUACGCCUUCUCAUGCAUGGCAAGGAGGUUGGAAGCAUCAUCGGAAAGAAAGGUGAGACAGUUAAGAAGAUGAGAGAGGAGAGUGGUGCUCGAAUCAAUAUUUCAGAAGGCUCCUGUCCAGAGAGAAUUGUGACCAUAACAGGCCCAACAGAUGCAAUUUUUAAAGCUUUUUCUAUGAUUGCACAAAAAUUUGAAGAGCUAAGCAAGGUCACACCGAGCCAUUUCUUGGAUGGAAACAUGCUGCCGUCACAAAUGUGGAGUACUGUAGGAAUCAGUGCUGGUGUCACUGAGCUCCCACACAAGUUCAACAAGGACAUAAAUGCUUCAAUGACGAACAGCACGGUGACAAGCAAACCGCCUGUAACACUGCGGCUCGUGGUCCCAGCAAGUCAGUGUGGAUCCCUUAUAGGAAAAGGAGGUUCCAAAAUCAAAGAAAUCAGGGAGUCCACAGGAGCCCAGGUGCAAGUAGCCGGGGACAUGUUGCCAAACUCAACGGAGCGCGCAGUGACUAUAUCGGGUACUCCCGAUGCCAUUAUCCAGUGUGUGAAACAAAUAUGCGUGGUUAUGCUGGAGUCCCCACCCAAAGGUGCCACCAUCCCCUACCGUCCCAAACCUGCCUCUGCACCUAUCAUUUUUGCAGGUGGCCAGGUAAGAGCAGACACCAUUUUGGCUUCAGCUGGAAACCACACCGUCUUGGCCCAACCUCAGCCAGCGCCUGCAUUCACGAUUCAGGGGCAGUAUGCCAUCCCUCAUCCAGACUUGACCAAGCUUCACCAGUUGGCUAUGCAGCAUCCCCCCUUUACUCCCCUUGGGCAGACCACCCCUGGUUUCCCUGGACUGGAUGCCACUACUCCAACCAGUUCCCAUGAACUUACUAUUCCCAAUGAUUUAAUAGGCUGCAUUAUUGGCAGACAAGGCAGUAAGAUAAAUGAAAUCAGGCAGAUGUCAGGAGCGCAGAUCAAGAUUGCUAAUGCCACAGAAGGCUCCGCAGAACGACAAGUUACAAUCACAGGAUCCCCUGCAAACAUCAGCUUAGCACAGUACCUCAUUAAUGCAAGGGAUUCCCCACACAUCGAGACGAGAAUAGACCCCUUCAUUUUUAGUUGCACAAACACCAUGUGGCAUGCAUCUGGAUCUCAGAAGAUAACAAUUUAAGAUCUUCAAGACAGCUAAAGCAUGCAAAUAAAAUAAUGCACUUAUUAACGGAGUUGCAGUGAGCUGCUCACCAGAGAAAGAAACUCUAGUGAACAAACCUCUGUUUGAAUCACUUUAGAAAAGCCUGUGAACUCUCACGCUUCUGUUUAUUACUGUUUAAUAGUUCUUUUGAUGGAAUGGGAUAUAUAUAUGAGUCUUUUAAUAUGCUUUUGCAAAGAAGAAAACUUCUCAGCAGUCAUAUACUAUGGAUACUCUAUCUAUAGCCUGUGAAACCAGAAACAAAAUAUUUUCUUCCUGUUGAAUUUCUAGAUAGAAGUCAUUUGUUACUAUCAUCUACAAUAAACCAUCAUAUACUCUUAUGUACCAUGUGUUGGAACUGUAUUUAGAUGAAGUGACUUCAAUUGUAAAUGAAGACUCUUUAAAUAAUGUGUAAUAAAUUAAGCUCUAAGGUAACACAGGACAUUAAGGCGGCUUUUUCAUUUUUAGAAGUGGCACUCUUCCAGAUUUCUGUUUUUCCAAGAGAAAUUCCUCUUCAGUUGGGUGCCACCACAGCAUCAAUGCGAGCUUGUAGGUGUUCAAGGUUAAGUUGGAUGGGGCUUUGAGCAACCUGGUCCAGUGAGGGUGUCUCUGCCCACAGCAGGGAGAUUGGAACUGGUGAUCUUUAAGGUCCUUUCCAAUCCAAACCAUUCUAUGAUUCUAAGAACUGAGAAGCUUUCAGGCAAGAGGAAGGUUUGCUCUAGCUGGGGCUUAGGUGCUCAGACAGGUUUUUGAGAGGCAGAUCUUGGCUGCCGCUACCUGUACACACUGGGGGCCAAUUUUAGUGUUUGUCAGUCCUCAACCUGCACAAGUGCUUCUGUCUCUGUUAAAGAUGUCGGCAUGAAAUAAACAGUGUUGGGGAAGGGAUGAGAGCAGUACCCAAGAUAUAGUCCGGUAUGCCCAAAUAAUAAUAACAAUAGUAAAUAAAAGCCAUAUAAGCAUUCAGGGUAGGGUGGACUUCUUUUUUCUCUCCCUCAAGAUGUGUCAUUCUUAUGGUUUUUGUUUCCAGGGCCAAUAUUUCUGCGUAAAUCAGUGUCUUACAGCAGCAUAACUGUAAGAAAAAGUAUCUAUCCAAUCCACUGUACUCCUGAAACAAUCUGUGGGUGUCUUUAAACUUCCUCCAACCAAGGUUGCCAUCUAUAGAAUAAUUUAUCAAGUUGUUUUAGGACUUUUAUUGCAAUUGGUGUUGAAUAUAUACAUAGCGUACUCUAAAUUACAGCUAUAUAAGUGCAUCAAUACUUCAAGACAGAGAUUUAAAUAUGUCUAAAGUAUUGUUUCGAUUCUGUAUUGAUUACUCGAGCGCUGACCUCUGUACAAGUAGAAUGUGUCCCAGCUUGUCUGCAGUAGAAGUGUCUUAUUCCUGUAAAAUCUUCUGUCUCUUAGCUGGUCUCCACUGUAGUAACUCAACUGUCAUUAUCCAAUGCCAUAUUCUAGCUUUUAUUAAGAAUGAACGGCAGUUUAGGUUUCCUGUGUAAUAUUUGACUUUGGAUUAUAAAUGAAUUGGAGCCAGCAGCGCUUUCUCCUUCUUGAAGAGAAGUUUCCUGAAGGUAUUUUUCACUGCCAUUUUGAUGAAAGGUUAAUUGAGAGACCUAACAGGACCACAAAAACUACACUAGAGCUCUGUUCCUUUCACCAGUUUCAGGUAAUGCAGGAUGUGGCCUUCGAUGUAUAUAUUCAUAAAACAUAGUCCUUUAAAGGGGCCAUGUAAAAUUGUCACCAUGAAAUCCUAUAUGAAAGCUGCCUCAUCUGCUUUCACAUUCAAAUUCGUUACAUCUGCCAUUGGUUUGGGAAGCAGCCACUGUCACAGGACAGCUGAUAGUUAACCUGAUGUAUUUUUACCUUAUUUAUUACCACCAGUAAUAAAUGUGAAGCAGGGCAAAAUAAAACUUUAAUUGUACCUGUGCGAGUACAUCAAAGAGAGGGACUUGGAGUGGCUGCUACCAAUACCAGCAUUUAGGCUGUGGGAUCUAUUCUCCCUGCUGGUGGAGGGAAAAACUCAGGCUCAAAUACCCCCAUAUCAGAAAGGAUUUUUUGUUUUGUUAAGUACAAGGUAGGCAAAUUUGGAGUCACUGAAACACCGAGUCCUGCAUUGUCUUUCUAGAUGCCUCUCUCCCAGAACAAUACUGACUUAGGAACAUAAAAAAAAUCCAACUGUAUAAACCGAGUUUUUCAGAACCUGCUAAGGGAUCGCCUUGUACCCCAAGUCGAAGAUGUACACUGGAGUUGGAGCCACUGAUUCAGUGUUGUUGAUAUAAAAAUCCCACUGUGUGAGUAGAUUGCAAGCAGCAUGGCUAACAGCACAAAGAUGCUCUUGUGCCUGCAAACAACAAUUCCACUGCAAGGGUUAGAAAAAUUCCGAGCUGCUGCUUAUCCAUGGGGACAGGUAAAUGCCAUGAGAUAAGGAAACCAAAGCUUUGCCUCCCACAAACAGGCCUGCUUUUCACACACUUGCCUUCCUUCCCUCCCAGCCCCUCAUGCACCUUGCAACUCCCCAGCAAAAGCAAAAAUUAAUACUCAAGAGCCCUCUUUGUUUUCUUGGAAAGAGAAGAGCUCAGAACUUAAGUGUUUCCCUGUCUCCUCCACAUUCCUCUCCCCAGCUCAGACCCACUUCAGGUGUCCUUUAGACUCAGCAGCAGCCGUGCUUUGGGAAGCUCUAGUCCAACAUCCCAGUCUCCUUCUAUAGCACUGGCUGAUCGCUAGCAUCCUUGCCCUUGCACAGAGUGGGCAGGCAGGCCUUCUGGUCAUUGCCUUUCUCUGGCCAUGAAUAGACCAGGGGCUGUUACUCUCAAAACUGUCUGUAAGCCUAUGGCUUCUUCAAGCCCUGAGUAAGGUGACCACGCUCCCUUCCCAACCUGUAGCCUGGCUACAGCUGGUCUUGAAGCCCGCACACACAGCCACUAGCGACAACAGGGACCACCUGUGGUGGGAAGCUUCCCUAGGCCUGAUAGGAUUUGAUAAGAAAGCGUCAGAUCCUCCACCAGGCAGGUCCUCUGCAUGGCUGGCUGGUCACUCACUGACGCUCCACUAUGGGAGGGAAAAGCUGCCGCAGCUCCUCAGCUCGCUUCAGGAGAAAGUCCAGGAGCCUUCCAAGUUCGUAAUGACUGAAAGAAAAAACAAACUUGGAAUUAAUACACAUAGAACCAUAGCUAGCAAAGAUUUUCUAAGCCAUAGUCCUACAUAUAUGCUAGGGCUGCCAUAACUCCCAGCUGGUCACACGCAAAAUGCCUCCUAAAAAUAGUAGUUUGGUUGUUUGCCAACCCAAAACCCAGUGCACAAGCCACAACAAAUGGCAAAUGGAGGAUUUACCGAGGUAAACAUUUUGUUAUCUGAAAGAAAAUGUGUCCUUGUAUUGUAUUUUGAUGUCUAAUAAUGUACAGCAAAGCCCAAGUACAUGGGGCAAACUCAUCUUGCCUGCUGAUGGCUGGAGUUAGUAAAGUGGCGGUGAUUUGAUACCUACAUCCUCCAAAAAGCCCAUGACUGCCUUGGGCUCAGAGGUUGGGUCAACCUGAACUUCUUUGUGCUGGCGGGGUCUGUUUGACGAUGUGUAUGUUGUAUCUAUGUAGUACCUUGUCUGUCAGCUGUUAAGCUCUUUUAUGUUCACUGUAACCACUGCCACAAGCUCAGAUGCCACUGCUGUGGAAGCUGGGAUGUUUUUCAGUCUUCCUUUUUUACUAAUUUCCUUAUAAUUAGAUUGCAUAAGUAUUUUGCUGUGACUUCUGCAAAAAAAAAAAAAACCAAAAUGUCUGGGGAACACACUGGCUAAUCAGGUUUGUUUUAUAUGAAAAAUGCACAUUGACCUCACAGUGAAUUAAAUGAAAAACUAACUUUCUGAAAAAAAAAAAAACAACCAACAAACAAACCAAACCAAACCAAAACUUUAUGCCUUAGACGGAAGCAGCAACUCAUUGCUCAUUCUCCUCUCAUCCUGGCAAAAUGACAAAGGGUCCUUACAUCAAAAAAUUGACAAAUUGAAAAAAUUAUGAAAACCCCCCGCGUCCCCCUUUCAAAAAUACCGUUAAUUUUGAAAAGCAAAAUUCACCAUAUCAGUGCUGGGGAGUAAACUUCAUAGUUAUUUUAAGUUUUCUUUUAAGUUUCGGUUUUUCCAUCUUUUUGCCAUUACCCUGCACUCCUCGGAUUUCUUCUUUCAUCUAUAAAAUGAACUAGCAAACCCCUACCCCUCCCAACCUCUUUGUUUUUUUUUUUUAAGUUUUUGGAAAGAACCUUAGAUUCUCAGUAAUGUUUUCACCAUCAAAUCAUGAAAAACCCUUUUGUUAUUUCUCUUCUUUAACACAUAACAUGUUCCUCCUUUGACCCUCAUUUUCCCUUUUUUUCUCUCUCUCCCCCCUAUCCCUCCCUCUUGUCUGUCCCCCUCGACCACCAAUCUAAUCCUGCCCUUUCGUGGUUGCUGUCCCUCUGUCUGUCCCUCCCUUCCUCCUUCCUCCUCCUCCUGGCCCUACCACCCUGGCUGGACCUUCCCAACCUGUUUGUUCCUCUUCCUCUCUUCGU